AUGUCAUCUGAGGCACCGGCAACUCCCGACAAACUAACACCCGGCAUGGGUAGGCCACCCUUGAGCCGGGACAACAGCACCGGUAGUCCGAAUUCCUUGCAGCUACCAAGUCCAAUUAUUACAAAACGGACAAGGACAGCUUCUACAUCUGCUCGUGCUAUGGAAAAUCCUAUUGUCACCGGUGUUGUAAAAUCAUUUAGUCGUACUAAAGGUCAUGGUUUCAUUACCCCCAAAGAUGGUGGUGAAGAUAUAUUUUGUCAUAUAUCAGACAUUGAAGGUGAAUAUGUGCCUAUGGAGGGUGAUGAAGUUAAAUAUCGUUUGUGCGCCAUACCGCCUAAAUAUGAAAAAUUCCAGGCAGUCCAUGUAAAAAUUAUCAACUUAACACCUGAAGUCCAUCAUAGAUGGGAAGAAUAAAU
Molecule: messenger RNA, 416 nt
Organism: Musca vetustissima
Lineage: Eukaryota; Metazoa; Arthropoda; Insecta; Diptera; Muscidae
Product: cold shock domain-containing protein CG9705
Exons: 3
Coding region: 1-414 (137 amino acids)
Biological process (GO): regulation of mRNA stability
Cellular component (GO): cytoplasm
Molecular function (GO): mRNA 3'-UTR binding
Source: RefSeq, a predicted model, not a curated record